This is a messenger RNA of Glycine soja, 2722 nucleotides long. RefSeq names its product ABC transporter G family member 6-like. Lineage: Eukaryota; Viridiplantae; Streptophyta; Magnoliopsida; Fabales; Fabaceae. Gene Ontology annotation, molecular function: ATP hydrolysis activity; ABC-type transporter activity; ATP binding. Gene Ontology annotation, cellular component: membrane. The record is from RefSeq and is a predicted model, not a curated record. Bases 255 to 2507 code for a protein of 750 amino acids. The transcript has a single exon.
AUGUUCUCACAGAUAAAAGAGAUACGUUUUGGCAAUUCAAUUGAUGAAUUAGGAGUUGUAGGUCACCUCUCUUGCACCUCAUAACAGCUCUAAAUCAACACACACAAAUAUUAGUCAAAACCGUAAAUUAAAUAACACACUACUCCUACAAUCCAUAAUAUAUAUACACACACAAUACAAAAAAUAUCAACAGAGUCCCCAACCUCAAUCAAUCCACAUUUAAAUUAUAAGAAACGCCCUUCAAGAUAGAAACAAUGUCAUCUCGCAUUGUUGCGGAGAAUGCUCUAUCGCUCACCAAUAUUGUCACGCCUCCAUAUUUCGACCUAAUGGAACUGGACGAUCUCACGCGCCGCCCCUCCGCCGGAGACAUGCCCACGCUCGGACAGCUCCUCAAGCACGUCGGAGACGUGCGGAAGGAAGCCUCCGGCGACGGAAGCGAGACGCCCGUGCACCACGCUCUCGACAUCCCCGGGAUCGAGCCUCGCUCGCUGCCCUUCGUCCUCUCCUUCAGCAACCUCACCUACAGCAUCAAGAGUCGCCGCAAGAUGAGCCUCUCAUCAAUCUUUCCCCGUCGUAGCAACCGCCUCGGCGCGGUGGCGGAGGCGCCAACGGUCGGCGAGAGCAUGUUCACUCGGACGAAGACGCUGCUGAACGAUAUCUCCGGGGAGGCGCGGGACGGCGAGAUCAUGGCGGUCCUCGGCGCCAGUGGUUCAGGAAAGUCAACCCUAAUCGACGCGCUGGCGAACAGAAUCGCCAAAGGAAGUCUAAAAGGCACGGUAGCGCUGAACGGCGAAGCUUUGGAGUCGCGUCUUCUGAAGGUGAUUUCCGCGUACGUGAUGCAAGACGACCUUCUCUUCCCUAUGCUCACCGUGGAAGAGACUCUGAUGUUCGCUGCGGAGUUCCGACUUCCUCGCACGCUAUCCAAGUCGAAAAAAAGCGCACGCGUGCAGGCGCUCAUAGAUCAGCUAGGUCUCCGAAACGCGGCGAAAACAGUCAUCGGAGACGAAGGCCACCGUGGAGUCUCCGGCGGAGAGCGGCGGAGAGUGUCGAUCGGAACCGACAUAAUCCACGACCCGAUCCUUCUAUUCCUGGACGAGCCAACCUCGGGACUUGAUUCAACGAGCGCGUACAUGGUGGUGAAGGUGCUGCAGAGAAUCGCACAGAGCGGAAGCAUCGUGAUCAUGUCGAUUCACCAACCGAGUUACAGAAUCCUAGGGCUACUCGACCGCAUGAUCUUCUUAUCACGCGGCCAAACAGUGUACAGCGGUUCACCCUCGCAGCUACCGCUAUACUUCUCGGAGUUCGGUCAUCCGAUUCCAGAAACCGAUAACAGAACCGAGUUCGCGUUGGACCUGAUUCGCGAACUGGAAGGCUCACCAGGGGGAACAAAGAGCUUGGUGGAGUUCAACAAGUCGUGGCAGAGCAUGACGAAGCACCACCAGGAAAAGGAAGAGGAAAGAAACGGCUUGUCGUUGAAGGAAGCAAUAAGCGCGAGCAUCUCGCGAGGGAAACUGGUAUCAGGGGCUAGCAACACGAACCCUAACCCGUCGUCGAUGGUGCCAACUUUUGCGAACCAGUUUUGGGUGGAGAUGGCGACGCUGUCGAAACGGUCGUUUUUGAAUUCUCGAAGAAUGCCGGAGUUGAUUGGGAUUAGAUUGGGAACGGUGAUGGUGACGGGGUUUAUACUGGCCACGAUGUUUUGGCAACUGGAUAACUCACCAAAAGGAGUGCAAGAGAGGCUAGGAUUCUUCGCGUUUGCCAUGUCAACUACUUUUUACACCACCGCAGACGCGCUUCCAGUGUUUCUCCAAGAACGCUACAUCUUCAUGAGGGAAACUGCUUACAACGCCUACCGCAGAUUGUCGUAUUUGGUUUCCCAUGCGCUGGUUGCGUUGCCCGCAUUAGCAUUUCUCUCGCUGGCUUUCGCGGCAGCCACGUUUUGGGCCGUGGGCCUGGACGGUGGAAUAUCGGGCUUUUUGUUUUAUUUUCUGAUAAUAUUCGCUUCGUUUUGGGCCGGGAACUCGUUCGUGACGUUUCUUUCGGGGGUGGUGCCUCACGUGAUGCUGGGUUACACUAUCGUGGUUGCGAUUCUGGCAUACUUCUUGCUCUUCAGUGGCUUCUUCAUUAACAGGGAUAGGAUUCCCAGUUACUGGAUAUGGUUCCACUACUUGUCGUUGGUGAAGUACCCAUACGAAGCGGUUCUGCAGAACGAGUUCGAUGACCCCGUCAAGUGCUUCGUGAGGGGUGUCCAGAUAUUCGAUAACACUCCGCUUGGCUCGGUGCCGGAGCCUCUGAAGGUGAAGCUUUUGGAGACCAUGAGCAGCACGCUGGGAACGAAGAUCACCACCUCCACUUGUUUGACCACAGGUGCCGAUAUAUUGCAGCAAAACGGGGUCACCGAUUUGACCAAGUGGAACUGCUUCUGGAUCACGGUGGCUUGGGGAUUCUUCUUUAGGUUCCUCUUCUAUUUGUCAUUGUUACUGGGCAGCAAGAACAAGAGGAGGUGACCAUCAUCAUCAUCAUCAUCAUCAUCAUGUUGUUGUUAGAUUGCCUUGUUGCUAUAGCUACUGGGAUUGUAUUUGUGCUAUUUUUUUUUUUUUAAUCUAUUUGUUCUGUUCUUGCCAACUGCAUGCAUUGUUGGUAUUCUGCUAAAAAAACAUUGUAAUCUUUUUUACUACUUCCUUAAAUAUUUGCUUGCUACAAACAUUCAAACACUCGUCAA